AUCCCUGGCUGGUGAUCCUCAUCCAGGCCGCCUCGUCCUCGGGGAGCUCGCGACGGCUCGGGGCAGAGAGUCGCCGGGGCGCCCAGAAGCCCCGGGAAAGGACGAGGAGCGGGGCCGGGCCGGGCCGGCAAUGCCUCCAGCUGCUGCGGCGCCCGCCGGUGACCGAGCGCCCGCGGCCUCGGGGGCGCAGCUGGGCCCCGGGGAGGCCAGGCUGUGAGGCGCUGGGGCCUAGCGCCCGCUGCGGCGGCUCAGGAGGGCCACAGGGCCCGCGCUCCUCCGCCUCCCUCGCUCUGUGCGGCCCCGCCUCGGCUCGCAUCCUCCGCCGCCGAUCGCCAUGGCCUCCGCCGCCCGGGAGAGCGCGGGCUCCGGGCUCAGGCGGUCGCCACGGCUCCCGGCGCUGCGCUGGCUGCUGCUGCUGUGCUUGUGGCUGCCCAGCGGCCGCGCGGUGGGGUCGCCCUCCGCGCCGCUGUCCGAGCUGCACGCGCAGCUCUCGGGAGUGGAGCAGCUGCUGGAGGAGUUCCGCCGGCAGCUGCAGCAGGAGCGGCCGCAGGAGGUGCUGGAGCUGGAACUGCGCGCAGGCGGCGGCCCCCAGGAAGGCUGCCCAGGCGGCGGCGGCGGCGGCGGCUACAGCGCCAUGCCGGACGCCAUCAUCCGCACCAAGGACUCCAUCGCGGCCGGCGCCAGCUUCCUGAGCGCGCCGGCUGCCGUGCGGGACUGGCGGCAGUGCCUGGAGGCCUGCUGCCUUGAGCCGCGCUGCUCCGUGGCCGUGGUGGAGCUGCCCCGCCGGCCCGCGCCCCGGGCCGCCGCGCUCGGCUGCUACCUCUUCAACUGCACGGCGCGCGGCCGCAGCGUCUGCAAGUUCGCACUGCACCGCGGCUACAGCAGCUACAGCCUCAGCCGCGCCCCAGAGGGCGAGCAGAAAGGCCUGGAAGCUGGCGCCCCGGCCACCGCCCGGGCCUCGCAGCGGCCGGAAAAGGACGAGCCUCCACUUAGCAAGGCCGGGCAGGAUGUUGUUUUGCAUCUGCCCACAGAUGGAGUGAUUCUGGAUGGCCGUGAGAGCACAGACGACCACGCCAUCGUCCAGUAUGAGUGGACACUGCUGCAGGGUGACCCGUCAGUGGACAUGAAGGUGCCUCAGUCCGGAACCCUGAAGCUGUCCCACCUACAGGAAGGGACAUACACCUUUCAGCUGACGGUGUUGGACACUGCUGGACAGAGGAGCUCUGACAGCGUCUCAGUGACCGUGCUUCCCGCAGCCUUCUCCACAGGAGGAUGCUCGAAUGUUUGCUCACGCUACCACUUCUUUUGUGAUGACGGCUGCUGCAUUGACAUCACGCUGGCUUGCGAUGGAGUGGAGCAGUGUCCUGAUGGGUCUGAUGAAGCUUUCUGUCAAAAUCUGAGCCUUGACCGCAAGAUGGUGACCCACACGGCUGUGGCACAGCCUAGACCCACCGGACCAAGCAAAGAUGCAGGCAGGGGCUCCUUGUGGGAAAAACCCCAGAAAGCCACCGUCCCCAAACAGCCACCUGUGUCAUCAGCCAUGGAAAAGAGGAAUCAUUCUGCCUUUGGGGGACCAGAGAGUCUCAUUGAUCCUGGGGUGCCAGAUAGUGGUUCCUCAGGGAAGCACAGAAAAGAGGAAAAUUAUAUUGUUGAGUCAAAGAGCCAUCGAGGAGGAGGGGAACACCCAGCCCCAGAAGCAGUUUCUAUCACACCUUCCGAGAAAUGAUUGGAUCUCACUCUCACAGAGCACUCCAACUAGCUCUGGACGCCUCAGUCAGAGAAGGAUGGAAAGCUGGUGAGAAACAAGAGAAUGUUCGUAAGAAAGCACUAGGAUGAGUUCUUGAAUUAAUCCUGAAGAAAUUCUGAAAGAAGAGAAAUCAUCUAGCCUGGCAAGAAACUGACUAGGGAGCUUUUUACAUAAUUCCCACGUGAGAUGAGAAAAUGUAGGCAACCCUUUUUAACCACAUUCUAUCCUUAACACCAGUGCCUUAAUUCAGGCCACCAUCACUGUACCCCUGACUUGCUACAGGUACCUCCUACUUCUGACCCUAGUUUUGUCCCUUUCCAAUCUACUCUCUACCCCACUGCCAGAAUUAUCUUUCUGAAAUGGAAUUCUGAUUGCUUCACUGCCUGGCUUAAACAAUCGCUCCCUACCGCCCUCAAGGCAGAGCCAACACACCACACUCUAAUUGCCUGUUUGUCUUGUCUUUGGAUUUUUUUUGGGGAUCCUCUACUUGACUGUAAGUUCCACGAGAAUGGUCAGUUUCAAAUUCACAGCUGUGUAUUCCUGGCCCUAAAGCAGUGCCUACAUAGUGGGCACACAAACACUUGUUGAACUAAUGAUGUAUUAAGAAGGUCCUCACACUGAAAAAUAUUUAACAAAUUUAACAACAGAACAAAUUGCCAAAGAAAAGUAUUAGAUGUUUGCUUUUCCAAAGGCAAUUUAAAAUAAAGGCUUUUUUCUUUUUUUUCCUGUCUCGGACAGUUUAAGCAUAGAUUAGCCUGACGGGGAUAGAAACAGGGCACACAAAAGCUAGAUGUCCUCUCAAAUCUAUUCCACACCUAAAUUUAAAAAGAAGCAGACGGGGACUUCCAUGGUGGUGCAGUGGUUAAGUAUCCACCUGCCAAUGCAGGGGACACAGGUUUGAUCCCUGGUCCGGGAAGAUCCCACAUGCCGCAGAACAACUAAGCCCGUGCACCACAACUACUGAGCCUGCGCUCCAGAGCCCACGAGCCACAACUACUGAGCCCACGUGCCCCAACUACUGAAGCCCUUGUGCCCAGAGCCAGUGCACUGCAACAAGAGAAGCCACCGCAAUGAGAAGCUCACGCACCACAAUGAAAAGUAGCCCCCGCUCACCGCAACUGGAGAAAGCCAGCACACAGCAACGAAGACCCAACGCAGCCAAAAAUAAAUAAAUAAAUAAAUAAAUACUAAAAAAAUAAAAAGCAGCAGAGGAAUUUGCUGCAUGGGAGGAAAGGGGAAGGAAAAAGGUGGUGAGAGCUGACUUCAGACUACAUCUGGCACAGGGCCUCUUCCUCUCUCCCAGUUAAGUCUGCCCCAUACAAUGCCCUGGCAGAGAGAAGAGGGCGAGAGGAGAGAAAACUGAGGUGAUUCAUAGACGUGGGAGUAGCUGCUUCCCUCUAUCACUACAGCUCCUGUCAGGGACCACACCCCACCCCCGCGUCUGCUGUCCCUGCUCUCACUGGGUUCCAGUAAAAGUGUUUCCUUACCUUUAGGUCUAGAGUGGUAAUAGCUUCCUACUAUCACCCUGGGAACCCCUGGUCCCUGGGUAGGUCACAUUCUUUACUGGUUCCCAUAACCUUUCCCGUAUUUCUUUGAAUAGUCCCUUCAUUAAAAUCACUUCAAAAUCCUAGCUGAGCACACUUUCUGUUUGCUGCCUGUGACCUUGACUGAUAGUUUAUGAACACAAACAGAAAUAGCAGAUUAGGGUCUCUUAAGAUUUUUUUUUUUUAAUUUUUAUUUAUUUGGCUGCAUUGGGUCUUCACUGCAGCUCGCGGGCUUUCUCUAGUUGCGGCGAGUGGGGGCUACUCUUCGAUGUGGUGUCCAGGCUCUAGGCACGCAGAACGUAGCACGCAGGCUCAGUAGUUGCGGCGCACGGGCUUAGUUGCUCUGCAGCAUGUGGGAUCUUCCUGGACCAGGGCUCGAACCCGUGUCCCCUGCUAAGUUAACCGUUGAUGUUUUACCCUUUCAAACAUCCUAUUUUCUAGUAAUUUCUUUCGGUACAAAUUUGUUUUUUAAU
Messenger RNA from Mesoplodon densirostris (Blainville's beaked whale), 3764 nucleotides. It is a transcript of the gene LRP11, whose product is annotated as LDL receptor related protein 11. The transcript has 7 exons. The record is from RefSeq and is a predicted model, not a curated record. Gene Ontology annotation, molecular function: protein binding. Lineage: Eukaryota; Metazoa; Chordata; Mammalia; Artiodactyla; Ziphiidae. The coding region runs from base 335 to 1726 and encodes 463 amino acids.